Lycium barbarum (goji berry) is the source of this 1700-nucleotide messenger RNA. Its product is annotated as WAT1-related protein At5g64700-like. The transcript has 9 exons. The coding region runs from base 235 to 1413 and encodes 392 amino acids. Gene Ontology annotation, cellular component: plasma membrane. NCBI's taxonomy places the organism in Eukaryota, Viridiplantae, Streptophyta, Magnoliopsida, Solanales, Solanaceae. Gene Ontology annotation, molecular function: transmembrane transporter activity. The record is from RefSeq and is a predicted model, not a curated record.
AUUUCAUUGCGUAUGCCAAAGUACUUGAAUUUUUGCCAUCAAUAUUCUUGUUCACGAUGCUAAGGAAGAUCACCUAGUGUGUGCGAUUGAAACUUUGGGUUGAUCAAAUUGCUAUUGAAGAUACGUACAAAAGAACUGGCUGAGAGCACAAACUGGAUACAGUGCAGGUAAAAGUAGAGAACGAUUUUGUCUACAAGAAAAAAUAAUUGAGAGAGAAAUUAGUUAGAGAAGGAUAUGAAGAUCAUGGAGGAGAUAAAGAAAAAGAUGAAGAGAUCAAAUGUAUUGAUAGGAAUGUUAACAGUUCAAGUGAUAGCAACUGGAUUACAACUUCUUUCAAAAGUGAUAUUAAGUCAUGGGACCUUUGUUUUCGCACUCAUGAGUUACCGUCACGUUGUUGCAACUCUCUGCAUAGCUCCUUUUGCUUUAAUUUGGGAAAGAGAGAGCUUGAAGAAAGUAACAUGGUCGAUAUUUUUCUGGUUGUUCAUGAUCGCGUUAACCGGGAUCAUCAUGGCAAUGGGACUUUUCUAUUAUGGCCUCAAAGACACAACUGCGACAUAUGCAACUAACUUCCUCAAUCUAAUUCCAAUAGUGACCUUUAUCCUCUCAACUGUGUUACGUGUGGAAAAGCUAAGAUUGAAGACGAAGGCUGGUAAAGUUAAAAUUUUAGGUGCAAUGUUAUGCUUGGCUGGAGCAUUGACGAUUACUCUUUAUAAAGGGAAAGUUUUCUAUGUCAGUCAUCACAACAAGCAUCAAAAUAGUUCCAAGGAUCAUGCAAAUAUGCUUCGUGGGACUAUAUUUUUGAUGUGUAGCUGUAUGUCCUACGGUUUUUGGUUCCUUAUACAGGCCAAGGUGUCCAAAGUAUUCCCGUACAAAUAUUCUGCAACAUUUAUUAUAUGCAUGAUUGCAACUAUCCAAAGUGCGAUUGUUGGAGUAUGCAUAGAUAGAAGAAAGGCCUCUUGGAAGCUGGGACUCAAUUUGCAGCUAAUUACUAUCUUUUACUCGGGAGCAUUGGCAACGGCAGCAACAUUCUGCCUCAUAUCAUGGGCAGUUGAAAGAAGAGGACCAACUUACCCCUCUAUGUUCAAUCCUCUUUCUUUGAUUUUUGUAGCUAUAGCAGAAGCUGUCUUCCUUGGUCAAGAGACCAGUAUCGGAAGCUUGCUUGGCAUGUUUCUGAUCAUAGUGGGAUUGUACUCGUUCCUGCGGGCAAAAAGCAAGGAGCUCACACAAAUUGGAUCGUCAAAUGCAGGGGAUACUGAAGCACCACCACCUGAAAAUGAAGUAACGGUCCAUCCUAGCCCUACGAGUAACAUGGAAUUGCCAAUUUUAGCACGCGAAAGUGCUAAAUUUCAAUCAACAGCAAUAGAAGUUGCUAUUCCACCCAUUCAAACACAAGAAAAAAAGGAGUGUCUAUGAUGGUCGAAUUUUGUUUCCUAGGUUGCAAGGCCACAAUGGUAACAAUAUGUGCAGCAAGAAAAACUUAGUAUUAACGGAAUAGAACAGAUAGCACUAAAAAAACAAUUAAACAUUUGGUGAUGGUGAUGCUGUAAUUUCUUCUAAAGAUAGGACCAGUUUUGGUAAAGACACAAACGACUUAGUUGACUCCUUGUCCCUUUGAUACUUGAAGAGCCUCUCAACUCUCAGGUGUUUAUAUAUAUAGUAGCACUAAAUUAAAGAAGAAAUUAAAAGCUAUUAAAUCUGGA